Molecule: messenger RNA, 1302 nt
Organism: Calidris pugnax (ruff)
Lineage: Eukaryota; Metazoa; Chordata; Aves; Charadriiformes; Scolopacidae
Gene: OARD1
Product: O-acyl-ADP-ribose deacylase 1
Exons: 5
Coding region: 262-873 (203 amino acids)
Biological process (GO): peptidyl-glutamate ADP-deribosylation
Source: RefSeq, a predicted model, not a curated record
GGUGCUUUGUGGCUCAAGCCUCGGUUCGGCGGGUCCUUCUUCACGCCGUCCCCGCGGGUGUGGCCUGCUGAAGGGUUUCCUCAAGGGGCAGGGGUGGCUCGGAGGAGGAUGGAAGGCCUCUAGGUGCUAGUUGUGUGGUGACCCUGUGCUGGUGUCCCCUUGAGCUUCACGGGCUGGAGUUGUGGGGCUGGAGCGGGAGAGCUUGCACUUCACUGUUCGGAGCUACUGGCCUCUUCCUUUUCUAUUUUAAGGGGUGUCUUGAUGUUUAAGGGGAGUCUUCAUCCCAUAGAUGAAGUAGGCUCAGCCUUGUACCCUGUGGCAUACCAGCUUAUUGCCUGGUUUGGGGUCCAUAAUAACUCUGUGUUUUUCUCUGUCGUGUUUCUAGCUGGAGGAGUCUUCACUGUAGCCCAUGUUACCAUGGCCACCCACUUCUCCAAGGAUCAGGAGGAGAGAAUCAAAUAUGUUAAGGGAGACCUUUUCUCCUGCCCCGCGACGGACGCGUUGGCUCAUUGCAUCAGCGAGGACUGUCGCAUGGGUGCAGGCAUAGCUGUUCUUUUUAAGAAAAAGUUUGGCGGCGUUCAAGAGCUGUUGGAUCAACAAAAGAAGACUGGGGAGGUGGCAGUUCUCCAGAGAGAUGACCGAUACAUUUACUACCUGAUUACGAAGCAGAAAGUUUCUCACAAGCCGACGUACGACAGUAUGCGACAGAGCUUAGAAGCCAUGAGAGCCCACUGUCUGAACAAUGGGGUUACUGACAUUUCCAUGCCUAGGAUUGGGUGUGGACUUGACGGCCUGGAUUGGAAUAAAGUUUCAGCAAUACUUGACCAAGUGUUUGAAGACACAGAUAUAAAGAUCACAGUUUACAGUCUGUGAGCAAAGGAGAUCAAAGAGAGCCCCUUUUUCCCCGCUUUCAGGAGUGGAGACCCGUUAACUGAUGAGGGGAAACUGCAUGCUCAGCACAUCCUGCACCUGAGCGUCGCUCACUCUUUUGUUGGCAGUGGCUUUACCAACAACAAAAAAAAAAAAGCUCCAGAGCAGCUGAUUUGGGAUGUUGUGUUCAGGGAGCCUGUGGAGAAGGUGGUGUGGUGACCCUCGGGGGAUUUCCAGUCUGUCCCAGCAAGCCACCAGAUGUCACUGGUCCUCCACAGAGCUCUUGCCUUCGCUCGGGCUUCUGCUUGGAGCUGGCAGUGCCUGUGCAGACUGAAACCGGAGCUGUCUCUGCUGAGGUAUUUGUUGGUUUGUAGUUUCGGUUGGUAACGAUGAGCUGUGGAGCCCUGUCACCUUUUUUUUUUUUUUUUUUUA